Messenger RNA from Lizanozyma spartinae, 1068 nucleotides. It is a transcript of the gene GET3, whose product is annotated as guanine nucleotide exchange factor. Gene Ontology annotation, molecular function: ATP binding; ATP hydrolysis activity. Lineage: Eukaryota; Fungi; Ascomycota; Pichiomycetes; Serinales; Debaryomycetaceae. Gene Ontology annotation, cellular component: GET complex. Gene Ontology annotation, biological process: post-translational protein targeting to endoplasmic reticulum membrane. The transcript has a single exon. The coding region runs from base 1 to 1068 and encodes 355 amino acids. The record is from RefSeq and is a predicted model, not a curated record.
AUGGAUUUUGAAUUAGAGCCUACACUAGAAUCAAUAGUCAAACAAGAUACCCUUAAGUGGAUUUUUGUUGGAGGUAAAGGUGGUGUUGGGAAAACCACUACCUCUUCAUCUAUUGCAGUUCAAUUAGCUUUAGCAUAUCCUAAGGAACAGUUUCUUUUAAUUUCCACUGAUCCAGCACAUAAUUUAUCCGACGCAUUUUGUCAAAAGUUUGGGAAAGAUGCUAGACCAGUUGAAGGCUUGAGCAACUUACUGUGUAUGGAAAUUGACCCUGAUGCUGCUAUGAGUGAUUUGCAACAACAAGCUAGUCAAUAUAAUAAUGACCCUAAUGAUCCAUUAAAAUCAAUGAUGAGUGAUAUGACGGGAUCCAUUCCUGGUAUUGAUGAAGCAUUGUCAUUUAUGGAAGUUUUGAAGCAUAUCAAGAAUCAAAAGGUGGCGACUGAAAAGGUUCUUACUGAUGGUUCCAGUGGUAGUGAUGAAAAGAAGUCCAUAGCGUAUAAGACCAUUAUUUUUGAUACUGCACCAACUGGUCAUACAUUGAGAUUUUUGCAAUUACCUGCAACUUUAGAGAAGUUAUUGGGUAAGUUUAGAGAAUUAUCUGGUAAAUUGGGGCCCAUGUUGAAUAUGCUUGGAGGUGGGAACCAACAAGAUAUUUUUGAAAAGCUUAAUGAAGUGCAAAAAAAUGUUAGUGAAGUCAAUGAACAAUUUACUAAUCCUGAUUUAACUACAUUUGUUUGUGUUUGUAUUUCUGAGUUCCUUUCACUUUACGAAACUGAAAGAAUGAUUCAAGAAUUGAUGAGUUAUAAUAUGGAUGUCAAUUCCAUUGUUGUUAACCAAUUGUUAUUUGCUGAAGAUGAUGAUUGUAAAAGAUGUCAACUGAGAUGGAAAAUGCAAAAGAAGUAUUUGGAACAAAUGGGUGAAUUGUAUGAAGAUUAUCAUUUGGUUAAGAUGCCGUUAUUAGGUUGUGAAAUUAGAGGUGUUGAUAACUUGAAGAAAUUUUCCAAAUUCUUAUUGACUCCUUAUGAUCCUAAAUCAGAUGGCCAUUUAGUCUUUGAUUUAGAAGAGAAGUAA